UCGAUGGUGAAGUGACUGAAGUGAAGUGUUGAAGAUGCCGGCCAGCAGUAGACGCAUCACAGCCUACCAGCUGAGGAAGGUGUUUCGGCUAUGUGACCCAGAGGGCACCGGGUUCGUGUCUGUCCAACACCUCACAGAUUUGGCCCUGCAAUACGCCCAGAGCAAGAACGACGCAGAGGAGGUUGCCCAUCUCCUGGACCCGAAGGGGAGAGGGUUCCUGUCGUACCGGGACUUCUGUCUUGGAGUCAACACGCUCAUGGAGAGAGCCGCGGCCGGGAGCGCAGACAGAGAUACAAUGAUGGCUCCCAGUGUGGGGGAGGGAGGCCAACGAUCUCUACCCAACUUCUGCGACGACAGCAGCGCUGAGUCCAACGGCAAGGAGAACAGUCGCUGUUCGAGUCUAUCUGAUGGAGAGAGUUUCGAGUGUUUUGGAGAAGCAGAUAUGGACACUGGAACCCCUCAAAGUUUGAGUGGCGAUGGUUUGCUGAGAAGUCCGCGCAGUGAAGGCCUCAAACGCAACACCUGGUUGCGGACCAGUCUACGACGGACACCAUCCAACAACCACGAAAACCUGCCGAACAGAAGAUGGGGCUCAUUUCGGCAACCAUCUGGAAAGAGACUGGGCAGUAAUGCAUUAGCCAGUCAGUUAUACCGGAGUUCCAGCUUCAACAGCAGUGGUCGUAGCUCCACCUGUGACACUGGGGACGACAUAUACUCUGAUGUGUCACUGGAGGAAGACGUUCUUGAUCUCAACCAUAAGGUGCAGAUGCUACAACAGCAGAUGAGCGUGUUAGCAGACAACCAGAGUCAUACUGACGAGCGUUACACCCGCGCCAAGCAGGACAAUGCUACUCUACAGGCCAGGGUCCUGAUGUUGGAGGAACAGCUGAGAGAGGUAGAGCUGAGGUCCGAAGAGAGGUUGGCAGAGGAGGAGAGGAGACACAGAGAGUUGGUGGCCAGAGUGGACAGAGAGAAACAACUGCAGGUGGAGAACUGUGCCAUCAGGUUACAAACACUGGAGCUAGAGAACAGCUCACUGAAGGAGGAAGCUACUCGGUGUCGCUCGCAGACUGAGAAGCUACGGACUGAGAAGGCGGAGGUGGAGGAACGGCUCGGUGAGAGUCAGAGCGUCGUCUGCUGUCUGCAAGAGGAGGUACACUCUCUCAAGGACCAGGAGAGGAGGCAGAAGGAGUGUGUGCAGGCCAACCAACAGCUGGUGGAGGAGUUGACACAGGAGGUGGAGAGGUUGAGGAGAGAAGUGACGACACUACAGGAGCUCAACCAACACUCCAGAGAGCCACAGACCCAGCUCCAGGAGCAACUGGACUCUCUGCGGCAGGAACACAGAAGUCUACAAGAGGCCCAUGAGGAGCUGCAAGUGGUGUUGUUAUCACGAGGGGUUGAGGAAGGUCGUAACCUCUUAUCAGCAGCCUCUCAAGGUCACAGUCUAGCUGCUGAGCUGGAUGAUAUGACUCAAGAUGAUCCCCUGAGUGAUAAAGAUGAAGACAAGAAGAUGCGUUCAGCCUACAAAGAGUCCCAAGAGGUGAUCACACAUCUUCGCAGAUACAUUGACGACAUACUGCUGCUCAUUGUUGAGAACUGCCCCCGUCUGCUGGAGAAAAAGGGGGGCCCCCCAGCCCCUUGAUGUCUACCCCGCCUACCCCCACUCAUAUGUCGGUACAACUGGCAGAGUGUUGUCGUUGUCGCUUAGUUCCUAAAAACUAUUGUCGGAGACCAUCAGUGUUCGUUAACCUCGAUUAAAAUGGAAAGUGAAAAUUUGGAUUACAAUUUAGUGGGUAGAAUGGAGAAACAAAAUAAACGAAACUUGUUUGUGAAAUAGCAAUUAUGAAGGGUGAAACUUAUAUUUUUUUUAAAGCGCCAUUUCAAAGUUAAGUAAAAUUAUGAGUGAAAAUCUUGCAAAGAAAUAAUUAUCUUAUUAUGAGAAAAUUUCUAAGUGAAUCAUGGUAAGAGGCAAGAAUAGAGAUUAUAUACUUGAAGGAAGGAAAAUAUUAGAAAACAAGCAGGAGGUGAAGGAUUAAUAGAUGUUUUGAGACAUUGUGUGGUUGUUUAACAGCUCUUUUAGAAACAGAAUCUUAUUUCUCAUGAUUCAAAACUUACAUGUAAAAAUAAGCAAUGAAUUGAAAUUUGUUAAACAUAAUCCAUAAUUCUUUGUUUGUCUUUGUGUGGUGUAAUUUAUUUUUAGGUUCAUGUGCAUAGUUAUAAUGAGAAAGUACAAGAAAAGUAAUUUAAUGUUAAAUCUACUGAAUUGGUCAUGUGACAAAACUUUUGUAAAUAUGUUAACGUAACUUUCUGACCAAAGCUAUUUAUGUUGAGCUUUGGAUGGAACCGCUGCCUUCAUUUUGUGAUUGUGUACAUAAGCUACUUACCCCUGUCAGGCGUGUCAAAGUGACUUUUCAUAUGUUUACAAGGCUGUGAUCCUAGUUAAGUGCCACAUUUUUAUUAAAUAUUGGUUUGCAAUCAGUGUUACGACUUCUGUAGUAUGAAUAGUGAAUUUUAUUGUACACCUUAAAUUUUAAUUUAAAAAAUAUUUUAAAAACAAAUACUGUGUAGUAAUGAUUUGUUUGUUUUUUCAACAAUAUGAAAACCAACCAACACUGAUUGCUACAAAUUAUGAAAAUUGUUUUUAUCAACUUUUUGUCAUUUGUGUUUAUUGUUAAGCUUAGUGUAUGUGUUUUAAUCAUUGUUUGGCAAUCAUACUUUUGUAAAGUAUAUAUGUUAUUUUUAUAGUUAGGGCUAGUUUUAAUAGUUAAUUGUGAUUAUGAUGGUUAUAAUAGUUGAAAAUAUUGUUAAUACUUGUUGGGACUUUAAAGUUUAAUAUGAAUCAAAGUAAACCGUUUUUUUUUUAUGAUUUAAAUGCUUAUUGAACUUACUAUUGUUAAUAAUGCUUUCUAUCUCAAAUAAACUGUAAAUGGCUGUAUAUUCUGUGUUGUAAAUAAUAGCUGUAUAUUGUGCAAAUUGCCAUAAAUCUUCUGUAAAUAGAUUAUUUUGGGUGAACAGUGUGAGUAACAUACUUGCUCUGGUUGUCCCAAUCUUGAAAGCUAUAUUUUCAGUACUUAUUUUAUGACAUGUUUAACAAAAUUAAGAUUUCUAAGAUGAAUUUCUCAAUAUACACAGUAACAGUGUUAUUUAUGUAUAUUUUGCACAAUUAAACUAAAAUUCAAAAGCUUA
This is a messenger RNA of Macrosteles quadrilineatus (aster leafhopper), 3189 nucleotides long. It is a transcript of the gene nuf, whose product is annotated as rab11 family-interacting protein 4A. The coding region runs from base 35 to 1645 and encodes 536 amino acids. Gene Ontology annotation, cellular component: cleavage furrow; recycling endosome membrane; endocytic vesicle. The transcript is spliced from 15 exons. Gene Ontology annotation, biological process: regulation of cytokinesis; endocytic recycling. The record is from RefSeq and is a predicted model, not a curated record. Lineage: Eukaryota; Metazoa; Arthropoda; Insecta; Hemiptera; Cicadellidae.